AUGUCAAUCUCCAUAAUUUGUCCGUGUUGUCAUUUUGGUGAUUUGGAAACACCGGAACAACUUUGCGAUCAUGUAUCGACUGUGCAUAAAACUGCGGCCCCGAUUCUUGAACAUUUUUUCGAUGAUGGUGAUCAAUUACAGGCUUGGCUAUCCGAAGUGGAAGAUUCGCGUACUGAAGGCGGUUAUGUCGGUUCAGAAGAAGGUCCGUCCAGCGACGAUAAGGAAUACUAUUUGCUAUGUCGAAGACGUGCAUCUCCAUUGCUGAAGCGACGUCGUCUUACCGAAUCUGCGCGGUUUAGUGAAACCGAAGGAAACACCGUUUCAUGCACGGCUUUCGUACACGUAAUGGAAAGAGUUGAUGGGUGA
Cylicostephanus goldi is the source of this 366-nucleotide messenger RNA. The record is from the annotation of a GenBank genome assembly. Lineage: Eukaryota; Metazoa; Nematoda; Chromadorea; Rhabditida; Strongylidae.